Molecule: messenger RNA, 1168 nt
Organism: Gastrolobium bilobum
Lineage: Eukaryota; Viridiplantae; Streptophyta; Magnoliopsida; Fabales; Fabaceae
Product: soluble inorganic pyrophosphatase 4-like
Exons: 10
Coding region: 241-930 (229 amino acids)
Biological process (GO): phosphate-containing compound metabolic process
Cellular component (GO): cytoplasm
Molecular function (GO): magnesium ion binding; inorganic diphosphate phosphatase activity
Source: RefSeq, a predicted model, not a curated record
CUUCUUUGCUUUAAAUGGCAAGAUAGCAAAACAGAGCGUGAAGGGGUGCACCUCCUCUAUCUCUAUAUAUAAGAUUCCUCUCUAUGUGCUCUUCGCGGACACAACACAAGCUUUCACUCCUCUCGGACCUCUUCUUUAUGUGUCUUUUCGAGAUCUGUGCUUAAACCUUCAUUUGCUUUCCUUUAUUCGGCAGAAGAACUUUACCUUGUGCUGUGUACACAUCUAAAGGUGCCAGCUGCGAUGAUUGAUAUCGAGAUGGAUGCUGAAAUUGCUUCAGAUAUGGUUCCGCCCAUUGAAACUCCAAACAAUGUUCCUGUCUCUCAUCAUUCUUCACAUCCUCCUCUUAAUGAGAGGAUUAUUUCAUCCAUGACCAGGAGAUCUGUUGCUGCACACCCUUGGCAUGACCUUGAGAUAGGACCUGGAGCUCCAAAGAUCUUCAAUUGCGUGGUUGAGAUUGGGAAAGGGAGCAAGGUAAAAUAUGAACUUGACAAGAAAACGGGACUUAUUAUGGUCGAUCGUGUACUUUACUCGUCAGUGGUAUAUCCCCACAAUUAUGGGUUUAUCCCACGUACUAUUUGUGAGGACGGUGAUCCCAUGGAUGUCUUGAUUAUUAUGCAGGAGCCAGUUCUUCCAGGUUGCUUUCUUCGGGCCAAAGCAAUUGGUCUCAUGCCCAUGAUUGAUCAGGGCGAGAAAGAUGAUAAAAUAAUUGCUGUCUGUGCUGAUGAUCCAGAGUAUCGACAUUAUAAUGAUAUCAAGGAGCUUCCUCCACAUCGUCUAGCUGAAAUUCGUCGUUUUUUUGAAGACUACAAGAAGAAUGAGAACAAGGAAGUUGCAGUAGACGACUUUCUGCCUGCCUCAGCUGCUUUUGAAGCGAUUAAACGCUCCAUGAGCUUGUAUGCGGACUACAUAGUGGAGGGCCUAAGGCGUUGAUGCACGCCGUGGAUUUUGUUUGGUCGUCCUCAUGAUUGGAAAACAUUCUUUUGAAUGGCCACUUUCUUAUUAUUAUCGAUGAUUAUGAUGAAAAAAAAAAAAAGAUUAUGAUUUAGUCGCAUGUGCGUCUCUCAAAGCAUAUUCUACGCACUUUGUGUUUAAUUUCAAAUGUUUUUUUCUCUGCACUGCUGGAUGUUAUUCAAUACGUGUUUAUAGCAUAUGCAAUAUGAAUCCCUAC